Messenger RNA from Dreissena polymorpha, 638 nucleotides. RefSeq lists its product as uncharacterized. The record is from RefSeq and is a predicted model, not a curated record. The transcript is spliced from 5 exons. Lineage: Eukaryota; Metazoa; Mollusca; Bivalvia; Myida; Dreissenidae. Bases 20 to 526 code for a protein of 168 amino acids.
GUAUCACUUAGUACUGUUUAUGUUUUGCUUUUUAUUAUGUUUUGUUGAGUGCAUAUUAUUGUAUAAUACUCAAAAUAUUACAGGCAGUCCUCCGUUUAAUUCAAAAUGCACAAUCCUCACUGAGGCUGUGAUGAACGUAAUUGGAAAAGAGGGAGUUGACAUAAUGGGUAUUGGACCCAGCAGCCUAGACACCUCUAUUUUGCAAUUGACUGAUAUGCGUGAUGAUGACCAGCAAGAUGCUGAAAUCAACAGGACCAUGUGUACUUCAAGUGCUGCGAUGUCAAAAUCAGUUUUCUUUAAUCCGAAAAGAAGAUAUACACCAUCGAUGGCUGAGAAUGGCUAUAGAAGCGCAACUAUUUCUCCUCCAGACAAACCUUCACCAUCAUGUUGCAGUCAUUGCAGUCUACAUGAACUUAAUGCCUUGAAGAAGAGGAAGCUGGAGCUUCAAAUACAAUUGUUUGAGGCCCAGUUGGCGCGAUUUGAUGAGGAAUAUAUUAUUAUGUUAUUUGUUAUUAUUUUGUUAUGAAGAUAUAGUUUAGUUAUAUUAAAGAGUUACAUGAAAUUCAUCUUCAUUGUGUAUUUCUUGUGAUUUUUGGAAAAAUUGUAUACAGUAACUUUAGUAAGUUUAAAAUGUUCUA